AUGGGAGUGCCAGCGUUUUACCGGUGGCUCGCGGAUCGGUACCCGCUCUCGAUCGUCGACGUUGUGGAGGAGGACACCGCCGGCGGCGACGGCACUGUUGAUGUUUCUAAACCUAAUCCUAAUGGCAUGGAGUUCGACAACUUGUACUUGGACAUGAACGGCAUCAUUCAUCCCUGUUUUCAUCCUGACGGCAAGCCGGCACCUGCUACCUAUGAAGAUGUAUUCAAAAUAAUGUUUGACUACAUUGACCAUCUAUUUUCAUUGGUUCGCCCAAGGAAGCUUCUUUAUCUCGCAAUUGACGGUGUUGCACCAAGAGCCAAAAUGAACCAGCAACGAUCACGGCGUUUCCGAGCUGCAAAAGAUGCAGCUGAGGCUGAAGCUGAAAAGGAAAGACUCAGGGAAGAAUUUGAGGGUGAGAUGGAACUCUUGUCUUCUAAAGACAAGCCUGAGACCUAUGACUCAAAUGUCAUUACCCCUGGCACUCCUUUUAUGGCAGUGUUGUCAGUGGCUCUUCAGUAUUAUAUACAGACUAGAUUAAAUUACAACCCUGGCUGGAUAAAUACAAAGGUUAUACUUUCUGAUUCAAAUGUUCCUGGUGAGGGAGAACAUAAAAUAAUGGAAUACAUACGAUCACAACGUAACCUUCCUGGAUUUAAUCCAAAUACUCGUCACUGUUUGUAUGGAUUGGAUGCUGAUUUGAUUAUGUUGGCCUUAGCCACACAUGAGGUUCAUUUCUGCAUAUUGAGGGAGGUAAUUACUUUCCCUGGACAACAGGACAAGUGCUAUCAGUGUGGGCAAGUUGGUCAUUUUGCAGCUGAUUGUCGUGGUAAGCCAGGUGAGAAAGCUGAGGACUGGAAUCCAGUUGAUGAUACCCCAGUUCACAAGAAGAAAUAUCAGUUUCUUAACAUCUGGGUGCUGCGUGAAUAUUUGCAAUAUGAAAUGGAGAUCCCCAACCCUCCUUUUGAGAUUGACUUUGAACGCAUAGUGGAUGAUUUUGUAUUUCUAUGCUUCUUUGUUGGCAAUGACUUUCUUCCGCACAUGCCAACAUUAGAAAUACGUGAGGGGGCUGUCAACUUGUUGAUGCAUAUUUAUAGAAAGGAAUUCACUGCCAUGGGUGGUUAUCUUACUGAAGGGGGUGAGGUUUUCUUAGAGAGAGUGGAACAUUUUAUUCAGUCUGUUGCUGUUCAUGAAGAUCAAAUAUUUCAGAAACGAGUUCGCAUUCAACAGGCUACAGAAAUUAAUGAAGAGAUGAGAGCUAGGGCAAGAGGAGAAAUGCCUGAAGAACCACGAGCAUCUGUUUCGGACAAGGUUAAGUUAGGGGAGCCUGGAUACAAGGAAAGGUAUUAUGCAGAAAAAUUUGGUGCUUUGGAUCUGGAGGAGACCGACAAAAUAAAAAAAGAUACAGUCUUGAAAUAUGUAGAAGGCCUUUGUUGGGUUUGUCGGUAUUACUACCAGGGUGUCUGCUCAUGGCAAUGGUACUACCCAUACCAUUAUGCUCCUUUUGCUUCUGAUCUUAAAGAUCUAGCUGAUCUGGAGAUAACUUUUUUUUUGGGAGAACCAUUUAAGCCAUUUGAUCAACUAAUGGGGACCCUACCUGCAUCAAGUUCAAGUGCACUGCCUGAAAAGUACAGGGAUUUGAUGACUGAUCCUUCAUCACCUAUUCUUGAAUUUUACCCUGCUGACUUUGAGAUUGAUAUGAAUGGCAAACGAUUUGCAUGGCAGGGCGUUGCCAAGUUGCCAUUCAUUGAUGAGAAAAAAUUGCUCUCUGCCACUAGCAAACUUGAAGGCACAUUAACGGUGGAGGAACAGCUCCGAAAUAGUAAGAUGCUUGAUUUGCUUUAUGUCAACAGAGCGCAUAAUUUGGCUCCGUUUAUCUUAUCGUACUACCAAUAUUCUUGUCAAUUCUCUCUGCAUGACAGACCUGCUGUACCGAUUGACCCAAGUGCUAGUGAUGGUAUGAAUGGACACGUCUGGUUGUAUGAAAGAAAUGUGCUCAGAACCGUUGUAUCCUCUCCCAUCAAGGGAUUGCAAGACAUUGAGUUUAAUCAAGUUUUAAAUAUUACCUAUCUUAAUCCUCGUAAACAUAGACAUAUUCCAAGACCUCCCAAUGGUGUACAAAUGCCCAAAAAGAUAUUAAAAGCCAUUGAUAUUAAACCUUUUCCUGUAUUAUGGCACGAAGAUAAUAGUGGUCGGCGUCAUGGCAGAGAAAGACCGCAACUACACGGAGCAAUGGCUGGGCCUCAACUGGGAGAAGCAGCACAUCGUCUUGUGAAGAACACCCUUAAUAUUAAGCCAAAUAACGCAACAUACGGAUUCACAGAGCCGCUUCCAGGCCAUCAUGCAAUGAACCGGGUGCUUAGAUCACCAGGACCCUCUGGACCUGGUAGAUAUUAUGCCGAGGACACAAGUGGUUAUUACGGACAUCAUUACAAUCACCAGGGGAUGAUGCCUAGGCCUAGAUAUCCAGUCUCGUCCAAUGGUGGACACAGUGACAAACAGAAUUUUAGGAUACAGGAUAGGUCACAGCAUCAUGAACAGCAUUACUACAACGGGAGAACUGGGUUCCAUACUUUCACAAUGGAGGAUGGCCCAAGACCAAGACCAUAUGCGGUACCUCCACCAAAGACUCCUGUGGUAAUGUUAUCAAGGCCACCCAAUUCAGGACCAACAACUAAUCUGCAACAGCAAUUUGUGGGUCCUCCUAUUCCACCUCCAAAUUGGAUUACUAGAGCACCUGAUACCAACGGAAUAUAUGCUAGGCAUCAAGAAGUUGCAAUUGGUGGAGCUUAUGAUAAUAAGCACAUGAAGAAGGUGUACCAAGUUAGAAGUCGGCAACCCCAAGAUAUGCCAGAGCACGGGAAUCAAUAGUGAUUGUUGUGGAGUUUAUUUGCCUUGUCACCGAAGUGCCCUCUUCUAUUCCUUGGGUUGUUCCUCAAAUUGGUACUCAUCCGUUCAACAAUGCCAUAGUACGGAAAUCAUUUGCCAUCGAAAUGCAAUGCGAUAGGCUUACAAUUGCUUAUCAAAGCUUUGGAUAGCACUUAAAUAAUUUUCUGCUGUGAAGGUGCUGCAGCCUGCAAAGAAUUUUGUUCUGGCUUCACUAGACACGGGCAGUUGGAAAGGUGGGAGUGCUAUAGUAUAUUCACAAUGUUCUUGCUUUUCAAGUUCUAAACAAAUACUAAAAAAUAUUGUAUAAACUUGUAAUUGCUGUGUAGGGUAGCAUGUAUAAAUCCAGCUGCGCUCAGUGGCACUUGUAUUAUCAUGUACUACACCCAACUUUAAUAGACAAUCGUAAAUUUGUAGUUGAAAAAUUA
Vigna unguiculata (cowpea) is the source of this 3311-nucleotide messenger RNA. RefSeq names its product 5'-3' exoribonuclease 4-like. Gene Ontology annotation, biological process: nuclear-transcribed mRNA catabolic process. The record is from RefSeq and is a predicted model, not a curated record. NCBI's taxonomy places the organism in Eukaryota, Viridiplantae, Streptophyta, Magnoliopsida, Fabales, Fabaceae. Gene Ontology annotation, cellular component: nucleus. Gene Ontology annotation, molecular function: zinc ion binding; 5'-3' RNA exonuclease activity; RNA binding.